Messenger RNA from Sphaerodactylus townsendi, 4170 nucleotides. RefSeq names its product 3-oxoacid CoA-transferase 1 (gene OXCT1). Gene Ontology annotation, molecular function: succinyl-CoA:3-oxo-acid CoA-transferase activity. The record is from RefSeq and is a predicted model, not a curated record. Gene Ontology annotation, cellular component: mitochondrion. NCBI's taxonomy places the organism in Eukaryota, Metazoa, Chordata, Lepidosauria, Squamata, Sphaerodactylidae. Bases 1 to 1548 code for a protein of 515 amino acids. The transcript is spliced from 17 exons. Gene Ontology annotation, biological process: ketone body catabolic process.
AUGCCAGAGUUGCUUGUGGAGGAGCCAGAUUCAGAUCUCCACUCUGCGAUGAAAGCUUGCUCAACUUGCGGCUGCUAUUUCUCCACCAGCAACUGUUACAACACCAAAUUUUAUACUGAUCCAGUGGAAGCGGUGAAAGACAUACCCAAUGGAUCAACACUUCUUGUUGGUGGUUUUGGGCUCUGUGGAAUUCCUGAGAACCUCAUAGCGGGUUUAUUGAAGACCGGUGUAAAAGGGAUAACCGCUGUCAGUAACAAUGCUGGAGUAGACAAUUUUGGGCUCGGCCUUUUACUUCAAACCAAGCAAAUCAAGCGCAUGGUCUCAUCCUAUGUUGGAGAGAAUGCAGAAUUUGAGCGGCAGUAUUUAUCUGGAGAACUGGAAGUUGAGCUUACGCCACAGGGUACACUUGCUGAGCGGAUUCGAGCGGGGGGAGCAGGAAUUCCAGCUUUUUACACCAGCACUGGCUAUGGAACCUUGGUGCAAGAAGGAGGGGCCCCGAUCAAAUACAACAAAGAUGGUACUGUCAUCCUUGCCAGUGAACCAAGAGAGGUACGGGAGUUUGACGGCCGUCAUUUCAUUAUGGAAAAAUCAAUCACAGGAGAUUUUGCAUUAGUCAAGGCAUGGAAGUCUGAUCGUGCUGGGAAUAUCAUUUUCAGGAAAACUGCAAGAAAUUUUAACCAGCCGAUGUGCAAGGCUGCCAGAACAACCAUCGUAGAGGUGGAGGAAAUUGUUGAUGUAGGAGCUUUUGCCGCCGAAGAUAUUCAUGUCCCAAAGAUCUAUGUUCAUCGCCUCAUCCAAGGGGGAAAUUAUGAAAAAAGGAUUGAGCGACUGUCCCUUCGAAAAGCUGAUGACUCACAAACCAAGCAAAAGAAAGCCGGAGACAACGUCAGAGAGAGGAUCAUCCGGCGAGCAGCUCUGGAAUUUGAGGAUGGCAUGUACGCAAAUCUGGGCAUUGGAAUCCCACUGCUUGCCAGCAACUUCAUCAGUCCAGACAUAACAGUUCACCUGCAAAGUGAAAACGGAGUACUUGGUUUGGGGCCUUAUCCACUGCAAGAUGAAGUUGAUCCUGAUCUCAUCAAUGCAGGAAAAGAGACAGUCACCGUGCUUCCAGGAGCUUCCUAUUUCUCUAGCGACGAAUCUUUUGCUAUGAUUAGGGGAGGACAUGUUAAUCUGACUAUGCUUGGAGCAAUGCAGGUGUCCAGACACGGUGAUCUAGCCAACUGGAUGAUUCCUGGCAAGAUGGUGAAAGGGAUGGGGGGUGCCAUGGACUUGGUAUCCAGUGCAAGAACCAAAGUGGUGGUCACCAUGGAGCACUCAGCAAAGGGCAAUGCCCAUAAGAUUUUGGAAAACUGCACGCUGCCAAUUACGGGGAAGAAUUGUGUGGAUCGCAUCAUAACGGAAAAGGCUGUUUUUGACGUGGAUAAGAAAAAGGGAUUGACUCUGAUUGAAAUCUGGGAAGGUCUGUCUGUGGACGAUAUCAAGAAAAGCACCGGCUGUGAAUUUGCUGUAUCACCAAAUCUCCAACCAAUGAAGCAGAUUUCAACCUGAGGAGUAGACAGUGGGGCUUAACUUCCAUGCUUCCAGCGAAGGGGAAUCAAACGUCUUGUUUUUGCAAUUAUGCAUUUUAAAAAGAGGUCUUUGUAAGUAGUUUCUGGUAGUUAGCAUCAGGCUGACUCUUUGUUAUAACUAUGUAAAUGUUUGUUUGCACAUGACAUUGCAGUACAGUUCCCAGAAAAUAAAACCCAUUUGGUACCUAGCUUAUUUAUUAAUCGUUACACUGUUAGUAAGCAUUAGCAAGAGACAAUGCCUUGCAGAUAUGAUCUUAAUACCAUAACUUUGGGCACAGGCAGAGGUUCAUUUUCCACGCACAGAUAAUUCAAAACUGCAAGUGCCUGUACAUUGGCUGCAAUUGCGCACACAGAAAAGGGGAAAAGUCACAGGGUGAUGUGGCAGUGAUCUAAAAACAUAUGUGUAAUUAGGUAUUUGCCUAAAAAGGACCCUUAUUUCCAGAAGGUCACAUAGAUGAAAAGCUGUAUAUAGAGUUGUUUAUAUUCUGUGAUCGCAACAUAACAAGAGCAGAAGUUGAUGACCGCCCCCCCUCCCGCCCUCCUCCCCCCAAGCAAAUGUCUAAUUCCUUAUGACUGGAAGGUUAUCUUUCAGAUGGACAAUGACAGGUAAAGUCUGAGAAACCAGGAAAAUAAUUUUUUAUUUUCAGAAACAAGAGGAUGAAACUUCAGUGUACUGCUUAGUAGCUUCCCUGCUUCACAAAUGGCUAGCAAAAGCAGAAUAAAAUAUAGAAGUGGUAAUGCAGAUAUACUUCAUUGGAAUCAAUGACAUAGAUCAGACAAUCCAGCUUUUGUUAUGCAGAAUCUGGCGCCCCUUGGCAUAGAGUUAUAAUUUGUGCAGAAUAUAUACAGCUCUGGUUGUAUGUGGGACAUACUAGAUUUCAGGUCAACUAGAACAGAAGCUGCUGUAACAGCCCUGUGAGUCUUUUUUACUGACCUUUUAAUAAAUACACGCACAAUUGUAUAGCUCAUUUAAAGUCUGGAUUCUGCUUUUCCAUUUUGAGCAGUAGAUUGUUUACACCGUAAAGUCAGUAAAGUGGCAUUGCACUGGGGCUUUUGUUGUGUCAUCCGUAAGCUGUAAAGCUUUUCCCUGCACUAUCUGAAGCCAAACCCCUUCUUCUGGACUUUAAAGUCGGUGCAGAAUUUUUUCUGGCUUGCAGAAAUCCCCAUUGGAAGAGUCCCAAGAAGUUCUACACCUACAGAGUCUAUUUAAAUGAGCUGUUGAGGUUGAAACUUGCACCACUUAAAUGAGGGAGGUUUUAGAACAAAGGGAAUGUCUGCACCAUAAUUUAAGUGCAGUGGGAUGAUUGAUUCUUGAGAACCAACUACAAAUUGGUGGGCUUGGCCAUGAGAGACCCUUACAUUCUUGGAUAAUACACAAAUCUCACUGGGCAAUAAGGCAAUCACAGAGUGUCUGCAACCCUGUAAGGUAUGUUAGGCUACAAAUAAUUUAAGCAUCUUGGACAGAUGUCAGUGGGACUCUAUGAGUUCCUCUGUCUGUGAGAUCCAUACUUUUACUGCAUUCAUUUCAUCAAGCUUGCGCAGACGGGCUUAUCUACCCACCGGAGUCCCAUUUUCUGCCAAAAUAUGACUCUGUGAUAGCGCUGAGGAAACAAGAGAGGAACCUUUUUUCAAGAAACUCUGCCCUUCACCUGUAUGAUCCAGUACAUUAUUUAAUGUGUAUUGGUUUCUGCCGCUCUUGUUUUGAGGUUUUGAGGUUGAACUUUAGUACUUUGGUAGAGUCUAUUCCUUUCCCAAUCUCUGGCUACUGGUACUUGAACCCAUCAGAAUCAGGGCAGUACCAGCAGCCUAUCAACAUUUCAGGAUUGGGUUUCCAGUGCAUUACUAGAGGGUGCAUGCCAAAUCACCAUACUGCUGCUCAGGAACUUUAUACCUAAAGAGGAGGGUUGGCAUUUUUUCACUCAUGUUGAACUGGGGACAAGUAUGUUGAGACAUGGCAGCUCCUGCUGUGCUAUCGUUUGUGUCAACACUACAACUUAGCCCCUUGACUUCUCUGCUGGUACCUCAUAUUAUGAGGGAUCAGUUGCACUUAAGGCAACCCCACCUCCCUUUUCCCCACAAAAAAUGUUAGGAGAGCCUGGUUGAUUCCUGAAAAGUUUGCAUUCAAUAGUUUGCAUUCAGCAGUCCUGAAAAGUUUGCAUUCAACAGUCCUCAAAGGGCUUUGGAAAGAUAUAUACUGACUCUCUCUUCCCUUUCACUGUAUGUGUGAAGCCCUGGAUCCCUGCCCCAGGUCCUUAUGGGUUAUUGAUGAUAUGACUACCAUGAGUGGCGAGGCAUUUCAGAGCAGGAGGAGUCUGAAAGCACUUAGUAAUUUUCAGACUACACAUAAUAUAAAAUGUAUAAAACUAAAUAACGACAACAGCAAAACUGAACCAAUCCUGUCAGAUUUCCCAAGACUAUGUAUUUUCCCCUCCACUUCACAAAUGUUACUUUCCUUCAUAGCCUGUGUAUCAUUAUACUUGGUUCUGUUCUUUCAGAAGACAAAAGUGAACCUCUGGCCUGUGCAACAAACUUACUGGCAACUGUGCAUCCAUGUCUUUUUAUAUGUACUUGCAAACCGUCAAUAAAACAAGUCGCACAAGAA